This is a messenger RNA of Blepharisma stoltei, 617 nucleotides long. The record is from the annotation of a GenBank genome assembly. NCBI's taxonomy places the organism in Eukaryota, Ciliophora, Heterotrichea, Heterotrichida, Blepharismidae.
AUGACAAUUUCUAAAGGCAGGCCAUAUUUUUUGCCUAGUAUAAUUAACUCAAUUUCCGAGAAUAGUUUUUGUGGGGCCGGACUUGAGAAUUUUGCUGUUACGUCACAAAUGCUUGUAUUUCGCAGCUUUUUCGCAAAAUUUAUGCUAACUCCCCCCCCCCCCCCCCCCUCCGUGAGCGAACAAAACCAUUAGAAAAAUCGCCAUUUUUUGACCAAAAACCCACCCUCCGUGAGUGAACAAAAAUUUUUUUAAUAGAAAAAAUUUUAAUGGAAAAAAAUUUUGAUAUAUAAGUGAUUAAUUAGUAUAAUGAAAUCUAGAGCUAAUUCUGUUUAAUUUUAAACAAAUUGCGUUUUAAAACAUAAAUUUUGCAAAUUAAAUUAAUAUUUGCUUUCCAAUUUUUGCAAAUUAGGAUUUUUUUUAAAUUUCGAAAAAAAUAUUUUUUAUAAAAAUUUAUAUAUAAAUUUUUUUUAAAAAAAAAAAUUAACCCCCCUCCGUGAGCGAACAAAAUUUUUUUGUUCGCUCACGGAGGGGGGGGGGGAGUAAGUGCAAGAAAAAAUACAUUUAUUUAUAAAAUCAUCAAAAAAAGUCCUAAUAUCAAAAUUGGGUAUCAUUAUUAA